AGCUCUGACGGUCCUCUUCCUUCGGACGAUGGAUGAGCAGUCGCAAGGCCUGCAGGGGCCGCCUGUCCCCCAGUUCCAGCCCCAGAAGGCCUUGCGGCCAGAUAUGGGCUACAACACGCUGGCCAACUUUCGGAUAGAGAAGAAGAUCGGCCGCGGGCAGUUCAGUGAGGUGUACCGGGCGGCCUGCCUGCUGGACGGCGUCCCGGUGGCUCUGAAGAAGGUGCAGAUAUUUGACUUAAUGGACGCCAAAGCCCGUGCCGACUGCAUUAAAGAAAUAGACCUGCUCAAGCAACUCAACCAUCCGAACGUGAUUAAAUAUUAUGCGUCAUUCAUUGAAGAUAACGAACUCAACAUAGUUUUGGAAUUAGCCGAUGCUGGUGACCUAUCCAGGAUGAUAAAGCACUUUAAGAAGCAGAAGAGGCUGAUCCCGGAGAGGACUGUGUGGAAGUACUUUGUGCAGCUGUGCAGCGCCCUGGAGCACAUGCAUUCCCGUCGCGUCAUGCACCGAGAUAUCAAACCGGCCAACGUGUUCAUCACGGCCACGGGCGUGGUCAAGCUCGGGGACCUGGGCCUCGGCCGCUUCUUCAGCUCCAAGACCACGGCGGCGCACUCCUUAGCUCCGGCAGCUGGUGAACAUGUGCAUCAACCCCGACCCCGAGAAGCGGCCGGACAUCGCCUACGUGUACGACGUGGCCAAGAGGAUGCACGCGUGCACCGCGAGCAGCUGAGCCGGGGCGUGGACAGCCCAGCGCCCCAGAGCCUCUCCUGCAGCUCAGACCCCGGCGUCGGUCUGGGGGCGAGACGACUCCUCAGAGCUCGCGCGCUUGGAACCCUUCCCCCGUUUUCAGAUCAGCUUCAUUGUACCCAUGUCAGUCGCCUUCCUGCAAACCCCGUGACUUGGGGGUAAUCGGAUCGCAUGUUGGGAGAGUGAGCGGCACAGGAUGGUCCUCGUGGCUGAAGGUGGGAGACGCAGCGAGGUUUCUCCUGACGGGUGUGUGGGGACCGACUCUCAGUGCCAAACGCGGCGCCGCGGGCCCUCGUCAGGGGAGACGCAGCCGGAGCGGCGCCUGGGGCCGCGGGCCUCCCAGCUGCGGACUGGACAUGAGCCCACUGUGGACUCUGUGGUCGUUUUCCCUUUCCAGGUGGACUAUGUGUUUUAGUUCUUAGCGUUGUAGCUGUUGCAAUGUAAUUCUUAAGAGAGAUGUCACCGUUGGAGAAACUUUGAAACUUCUUCACAUUCAAAAGGCAACUCUGAAAUGUGAAACCAUGUGGGGACAGAAUGUGAGUCAGACACUGAAGAGUUUCCCGCCUUGUUUUGUCUUGUUUUCCCACCUUUGACGUCCUCUCCGCAUUAAAGCGUAUUCACGAACCCGUUUAAAAGUGGUUAAGGCUGGCGUGGCCGGCGCGGCGGUGACCUCGGAGGGUGUGCGCUCCGAGGCGCUCUCUGUGUUUUUAUUACCGUUUGUACAUUUGAAAACACCCUUUGAGUCGCCGUGCAGUGCCGUCUUGCAGUUUCCUUACAAACCCGAGGGCUUGACCCACAGCUGUGCCCUGGAGUGUAAGCGUAUGCUUUUAUUCAUGGAUUUUAUGGGCGCUUCAUCCAUCCCCUUCAGAAAGCCUUUUGUAUUCUCCAAGCUCCUUCCUUAUUUAUGUCCUCCGUGCAUCUUACCCAGGACUGUCUCGGAUCCCGACCACCUUGUGCCCUGAGAAGGAUGUGGUGUCCCAGCCCUGGCCUGGGAUGGAGGCCAUGUUUCCUACCCUCGCCCAGCGCGCCGUCUGCACGUGGGUGUCGGUGGUCGGAGGGGAGGGAGGGAGGCAGGUGUGCGGGUCUGUGCGGGUGAUGAGGCGUGACUCAGCAUGUGUGUAAAGAGGUGAGAGCCGGCGUGGGAUGGAUUUGGGGAGGCGGGCGUUUAUUUCCGUUGUGAAGCUCUGAGCACGUGCUGCAUCCACGUGUGAGGAGGGCGAGGAAGUGGAUGGUCUCGUGGAGGCUGUGCGGGCACGUCUGUUCCCCGAGUGCCCCGUGCGAGUGGUGACCAGAGCGGCCGCCACCACCAAGGGACAGUGCGGUGCCACCCUGUGACCCUGCUGUGACCUUGGGAUCCGCCCUCCUGCCCACGCAGCCGCGUCUUGGGGGAGAACAGCGCCCUCUAGCGGAUAGAACCCACCGCCGGCCCUGUGUCUUCAUGUAAGUAUCUCUCUUACAGCCACUGGGAUACAUUCAAGUCGUGUGUCCACUUUAAACGUGCAAAGGGCACCCAGGUGUACACCCUGCCUCUCCCGGUGUGCCCAGCCCCGGAUCUUCAUCCGUGAGUCUUCAUCGGUGACGGCACCUGGGAACGAGGGGGUUGACCUUGGGAGAGGCAGACGGGCCUGGGGGGCCGUGUGUGCGGGCUGGUGCAUGUCUUCCAGGUCCCAGCGCCUGACUGACAGCUGACACGUGCCCUGAGCGCCCACAGACUCGUCUCCCGCGACGGGGAGGGUGGGUUUUGUCGCCCAGGGGUGCGAUGGGGUUGGUGAGAUGAGCUGUUCCUCACUGAGAAUCCACACCCUCCUUUUUCUUGCAAUCUCCAAAAAUCCCCGGAUCGAAAACCCAUCGGCUGCAGCCCUCACGGUGCUUAAAACUCAUAAGUGAAGGAGUGAGCUUCCUUUCCAGCGACUCCGUCUGCCGGGAGGAAAUCGGGGGGUGGGGGUGGGGGAAUCGAACGGUCAGGGGAACCCGUGGUCAUUUUCCACACGAGGAAACCUGCCGUCACGUCCAUCUUUCUCCUGAAGAGGCUACUGGGUGAAAAACCAAGUUGGAUUUUGAGGGGGGUCAUUGCGAAGCAUCGCGAAGGUGGUCGGGAGUUUAAAGUUUGAUAAUCGCACGUCAAAUGAUGUUCUUUAUAUACUUCUGUUUCUGGGCUUGUUUCGUAUUGGUUAAGCAAAGCAUUUGACUUGAUCCGAGGGGCAGUAAAAUGCAAGGUGCAUCUGAUUCUAAGCCGCAUGGAGACCCCGGUGCCCUGGUGACGUGGGUGACGCCGGUGCGUGCGCCGAGGGUUGGGGUGGUGGCCGGGGGUGUGCCCGUGUAAAUAAGGCGCUCACUCCCGCGUGCGAUGAGUGUAAUUUACUGAUGCCACAGCGCUUCCCGCGUGUGCCCACCCUCCCGGCUCCCGUUACAAAACCCCGUCCCUGUGUCGAUGUACUCCAGCUGUCGCUGUUCACAUUUACAUGAUAUUUAUUUUCGCCAAAAUGUUACUCACGUGAACUGUUUUUCCCUUUACAAUGAAUGUAUUAUGUGUAUAACCCGCAAGCGCAUAAUCCCCCCGUGCCUCGUAUUCCCAUAGUUCUGUCCUGCGGACUUCCUUUCUGAAAGACCUUUAUUUUGUCAAUGCUUCCGAUACACAGAACACUCGGAUGUCAGCUUGGAACAUUGUAUCAUAUCCUAAUAUCAAUAAAAACAUACAGUUAAAAACCCGA
Messenger RNA from Myotis myotis, 3456 nucleotides. It is a transcript of the gene NEK7, whose product is annotated as NIMA related kinase 7. The record is from RefSeq and is a predicted model, not a curated record. Gene Ontology annotation, molecular function: protein kinase activity; ATP binding. The transcript is spliced from 7 exons. NCBI's taxonomy places the organism in Eukaryota, Metazoa, Chordata, Mammalia, Chiroptera, Vespertilionidae. The coding region runs from base 29 to 907 and encodes 292 amino acids. Gene Ontology annotation, biological process: protein phosphorylation.